Pochonia chlamydosporia 170 is the source of this 2466-nucleotide messenger RNA. RefSeq names its product phosphotransferase enzyme family domain-containing protein. NCBI's taxonomy places the organism in Eukaryota, Fungi, Ascomycota, Sordariomycetes, Hypocreales, Clavicipitaceae. Bases 1 to 2466 code for a protein of 821 amino acids. The record is from RefSeq and is a predicted model, not a curated record. The transcript has 6 exons.
AUGGAACUUCGAGGGGCUGGCCCCAAAGGCAGACAGCCUGCCCAAACUAUUCUCACAUCAACCAUGACCAGAAUCAGUACGAGGCCUGGAUCAUCCAACAAGUCUACAUUUCUGCAGCUACAGUCGAUUCCGCCAGUCUUGCGGCCACUAGUUCGUGCAUACCUGCUGGGCUAUGCAUCUGCAGUUCUGCCACGACUAUUGACGCUCGUCUUGCAGCACUUGUCUAACAGGAGACGCAAGGCCCCCAAUUACGCACUGCCAGAAAGAGAUGAGAACACUUUCUUGGAAUCUGCAAAACAUGUUCUUAAGACUGGCUUGGAUCCCUACCGGUUUCCCACGUUUUGUGCCGCGUUAGUCGGCGGUUCAACUCUCUUACAGGGCCCCUUGAACAAGAUCAUAGCUGGCGCCACCACAAACCUGGGCCAUGUCGCCAAGCUGAGACUUACUAGAUUCCUUGCUACAUUCAUUGCUGCUUGGUUAAGUCUGAAGCUCCUACAGGCUAAAAAGCCUACAUUGCGAAGACGUGCCGGCUCUGGUACAAUUCGAUAUAUCGAUCCCGAGACCGGCAAGAAGCUUGCCGGUAGAACGGUGGACCUGACAUUGUUUGCAGCAACCCAGGCUAUCGAUGUCAUUGUUGGUGAAGUGUGGGCGCGGCAUAAGGCUCGGCGUCAAACUGCACAGAAAUGGACCAAGGUCGAGAGUUUCAUCUCCCAAAUGACUGACCCAGUCUCAUUCGUAGCAUCUUGCGCCUUCAUCAUGUGGGCCUGGUUCUACGCUCCAGAUAACCUUCCGCGAGCUUACAACAAGUGGAUCACAUCUGCAGCUCAUGUAGAUAUUCGCCUCAUUGAAGCUCUGCGUCGUUGCCGAACCCGUGAGUUGAGCUACCAGAAAGAAACAGGUCAGGCUCCCCUCCUCGGAGCCAUGUGCAACGACUAUGGCCUCCCGUAUGAAUGGGGCGAUCCAUGCAAAACCGUUCCAUUUCCGUGUGAUAUAGUGCAUAUGGGACGAGGCCCCUCGUGCGAAUAUCACGCCUGGCGAAGAUUCUGGCUGUCGUGGAAAUGGUCCAUGUAUACAUACUUGCCUCUCGCUUUAGCUCUUCAGCUGCGUAAACCGAAUCGCAACUCUCUCAGGACUGCCCUCUUCUCAGCUGCCCGCUCGUCCGCCUUCCUGGGCACUUACAUUACCUUGUUCUACUACGGCGUUUGCUUAGGUCGAACCCGCAUUGGACCCCAUUUGCUGGGAAAGGAUGGCAAAUCGAUCACUCCAGUAGAGUACAUCGAGCAUUGCCCCUUUCCGUAUAACAACUUCAUCUACAAGGUCGCACUCUCUUCGCCCGCUACUGCGGAGCAUUUCACGAGAGCAGGACACUACGCGUGUACUGUAUCGCCUCCUUCGGAAGGGGUAUCUACCGUCAUUGUGCGGUUGAGUAAUUCGAUUGCUAUGGGGAUGAAUAAUACGAAUCGCGUGGAGAAUGAAGUGGCUGCGACGGUGGUUGCGAGACAGGCUCUGAGUGCGGUCGAGUGUGGGAAGUACGCGAGUAUUGUGCCUCGUGUUUAUGCAUGGAAGGGCGCUGAGCUUGAGAAAGCGUGUGUUGAGGACGGCUUUGGGUGGACGGUCAUGGAGUUUAUGGAAGGCCAGGCAUUGGACCAAGUGUUCAAGGAGAUGGACACUGUCAAGAAACAGAGGAUUGUGGGUGAGGUUGCGUGCGUUUUCGCAGCGUUGCAGAAGGCAAAGCUUCCAGACGGCGUGAAACUCCAUGGAGGUCUGACGAUCAAGGAUGGGGAUAUUGUUUCUGGGGAGUGUACGAUGCAGGCGGGUGAGCCGUCUGGUGAGUAUGUGGAUUUUUGGAGGGCCAAGAUUGCCGCCACUGUGAAAGAAGCGGAUGAGAGUGCGUUUAUCAAUGGUUGGAAGGGUCAUCUCCGUGAGAGGAUUGAGAAGUUUAAGAAUGAAAAGCUGUCUGGUGUCAUUCGGGAUAGCGGAGUUGAUACGUCUCUCCUGGGCAUCAUUCACAACGACUUCACCAUGAACAACAUGCUCUAUUGUCCCCAGACGAAGCGCAUAACAGCGCUACUGGACUUUGACUGGUCAUCGGUGACUCACCCUGCUCAUGAAUUCUUCAUGUCCUUUCAUGACGUGCAUGGUGGGAUGGCUGAACGAUCCCAAACAUUGCGCAAGGCCAUUCUUACAGGCAGGUUUACCGAGUCUGCUGAUGGAGAUGAGGACAAAGAGGCGUGGGAGCUGGCAAAGUGCUGGCAUGAAGCUGUGAAGCGGCACGGCGGAAUGACUCCCUCUGAUUUCAGGGGCAUAGACGUGUUGGAGAGUCUGAGAAAGUUUACGGAUAGGGUUUCUCCCUUUGAGUUGUGGAGUGAGGUUAUGCUAAAGAGAAAGUCGAAGGAGGAAAAUGAGGCGGCGAGGGCAAGAGUCGAGGAGGAGCUUGGAGAGAUGCUUUCUAGCUGGGGAGUCUAA